Messenger RNA from Sorghum bicolor (sorghum), 900 nucleotides. Its product is annotated as 19.0 kDa class II heat shock protein. The transcript has a single exon. Lineage: Eukaryota; Viridiplantae; Streptophyta; Magnoliopsida; Poales; Poaceae. The record is from RefSeq and is a predicted model, not a curated record. Bases 101 to 652 code for a protein of 183 amino acids. Gene Ontology annotation, biological process: response to heat; protein complex oligomerization; response to hydrogen peroxide.
CUCCUCCUGCCUCCCGUCUCACCUCAAUCCCAAGAACACGGCCUCAGAUCACCAGCUAGCCAUUGUCGAUCAGCAAAAGCCAGAGCUUCAGCCAGGAGCAAUGGAGUUCACGUUCGGUGGCUUCGGCGACCCGGCGUUCUCGGCGGCGGUGCAGCAGCUGAUGGACCUGCCCGACGAGCUGGAGCGGCAGCUGAACGCGCCGACGCGGGCCUAUGUGCGCGACCGCCGGGCCAUGGCCAACACGCCCAUGGACGUCAAGGAGCUCCCGUCCGGGGCGAUCGUCCUGGCCGUCGACAUGCCCGGGGUCAGCCCCGCCGACGUCAAGGUCCAGGUGGAGGAGGGCAACGUGCUCACCAUCAGCGGCGAGCGCAAGCGCCCCGCCGAGGACGGCGGCGCCGAGGGCAAGCAGCAGGCCCAGGCCGUCGCCGACGGCGGCGAGAAGCAAGGGGUGGUGAAGUACCUGAGGAUGGAGAGGCGGAUGGGCAAGUUCAUGAGGCGGUUCCCGCUGCCGGAGAGCGCCGACCUGGACAGCAUCCGCGCCGAGUACAGGGACGGCGUCCUCACCGUCACCGUCGACAAGAAGCCGCCGCCUGAGCCCAAGAAGCCGCGCGUCGUCCAGGUCACGGUCGGCGGCGAGCAGCAGGGCAAGUAAGGAAGCGAGGCGACAUGCGCGUGACCAAUGCUCGCCUUCAGCCGGAUGAUGAGCGAAUAAUUAAUCAAGGUUUGAUGCUGCGUUCUGCUUGGUACAAUGGUGGAUUAGUGUGUUACGGAAUAAGUAUCUUUAUUUACAGUCGCGGUACAUGCAUGUCCUUCGAGUGUUUCUGCUUGCUACUCCCUCCGUGUAUGGCUAUGACAUGGAGUAUAUAUACAACGACAUGGCCAUGGCCUCAGUUAUUAUCA